AUGAAAUUCCUUACACUCAUCGCCACCCUUAUGGCUCUUCUCGCCACCGCCAACGCCUAUUAUCUCUACUACUACUACCCAAACAACAACAACAACAACGGUUACUAUAACAACAACGGAUACACGACCUAUUACUACUACCCGAACAAUAACAAUAAUGGAUAUUACUACAAUAAUAAUGGAUGCUCCGGAUGUUCUUCCAGCUACUAUCCAAACAAUAAUGGAUACACAACUUAUUACUACACUUAUGGAAAGAAAUAG
This is a messenger RNA of Caenorhabditis remanei, 261 nucleotides long. RefSeq lists its product as uncharacterized. The coding region runs from base 1 to 261 and encodes 86 amino acids. The transcript is spliced from 2 exons. NCBI's taxonomy places the organism in Eukaryota, Metazoa, Nematoda, Chromadorea, Rhabditida, Rhabditidae. The record is from RefSeq and is a predicted model, not a curated record.